Molecule: messenger RNA, 1836 nt
Organism: Fusarium pseudograminearum CS3096
Lineage: Eukaryota; Fungi; Ascomycota; Sordariomycetes; Hypocreales; Nectriaceae
Exons: 4
Coding region: 1-1836 (611 amino acids)
Molecular function (GO): protein binding
Source: RefSeq, a predicted model, not a curated record
AUGGGGGGCGGUCCCCAGGCCAAUUCUACCCGUCUGAACGAAUUGCUCGACCAGAUUCGAGUUGAGUUCGAGAGUCAAAUGCGCACUGCCGAAAACUACGAGCAUCAGAUCGCCGCGCAAGUUAGUGAAAUGCAAAUGGUCCGCGAGAAGGUUUACCAGAUGGAGCAGACUCAUCUGGGUCUCAAGCAGAAGUACGAAGACGAGAUCAGUGCCCUGCGACAUCAGCUCGAUGCUGCCAGAAAGGGUGGAAUGCAGGGUGGCAUACCCGGUCCGCCUCAGCAUGCUGCUCCUUCUCAGCCUCCCUCUAUCGCCCCCGGCAAUGGUCUUUUUAGCGGCAUCAUGGCUGGCGGCAGUCAGGGAGGUCUCGCACCUCCACAGCAAGGCCAGCAGCAAAGCCAACAGGGCCAACCUCAGGGCGCGCAACAGCCGCAGCAAUCCCAGCAGGGCCAUGCUCCCCCUCAAGAACAACCAUUGGGACCUCAACACCAGAUGAGCCAGGGGCCUCCUGGUCUUCCUGUUCCCCCUCACCCCAGUGCGCAGCAGGCUCCCUACUCUCAGAACUACCCUCCUGGCCCUGUCUCCAACGGAAUGGGACCUCAGCCACAGAGCACUGCUUCACCCGGUCCCGGUAGGAGGGGCAUUGGUCGCCCUCCCGGUGCUGUCGGACCUGCAACUCCUCAGAUCAACACACCUACGCCUUACCCUGGAACUGCUGCGUCACCUCAGGUUAGCCACCCGACUCCUGACCAUGCUCGAAUGGCUGGCCCCCAUGCGUCCGCCGUUGGCAAUGCCCUCGGCGACCUCGAAGUUGAUAACGUGGCUCCUCACAACAAGAAGACCGGAAAUGAUUGGUACGCCAUCUUUAACCCUCAGGUGCAACGCGUUCUUGACGUCGACCUUGUCCACUCGCUCAACCACGAAAGUGUUGUUUGCUGUGUGAGGUUCAGUCAUGACGGCAAAUACGUUGCGACUGGUUGUAACCGAUCUGCUCAGAUCUUUGAUGUUCAGAGCGGAGAAAAGGUUUGCGUGCUCGAGGAUCACAGCGCCUCCGAUAUGAGCGCCGACCUUUACAUUCGCAGUGUUUGUUUCAGUCCCGAUGGUCGCUACCUUGCCACCGGUGCCGAAGAUAAGUUGAUCCGAGUCUGGGAUAUCCAAACUAGAACUAUUAGAAACCAUUUCUCUGGUCACGAACAAGACAUUUAUUCGCUAGACUUUGCACGCGAUGGGCGCACUAUCGCUUCGGGUAGUGGCGAUCGGACCGUCCGCCUGUGGGAUAUUGAGCAAGGCACAAACACCCUCACUUUGACUAUCGAGGAUGGUGUGACAACCGUUGCCAUUUCUCCCGAUACCCAAUUUGUCGCUGCUGGUUCUCUCGACAAGAGUGUUCGAGUUUGGGACCUGCACUCAGGUUUCCUCGUGGAGCGCCUUGAGGGACCCGACGGACAUAAGGACAGCGUCUACUCUGUGGCUUUCUCUCCCAGUGGAAAGGACCUUGUUUCCGGCAGUCUCGAUAGGACGAUUAAGAUGUGGGAGCUCAGCGCUCCUCGCCAAGGCAAUAACCCAGGCCCUAAGGGAGGCAAAUGUGUCAAGACGUUCGAGGGUCACCGAGACUUUGUUCUGUCGGUGGCUCUUACCCCUGAUACUAACUGGGUGCUGUCUGGUUCGAAGGAUCGCGGUGUGCAGUUUUGGGAUCCUCGCACCGGCACCACACAACUCAUGCUGCAAGGACACAAGAACUCGGUCAUCUCAGUUGCGCCAAGUCCCCAAGGUCGAUUCUUUGCCACCGGUUCUGGUGACAUGAAGGCCCGUAUCUGGUCCUACCGCCCUUACACUUGA